Molecule: messenger RNA, 1805 nt
Organism: Quercus lobata
Lineage: Eukaryota; Viridiplantae; Streptophyta; Magnoliopsida; Fagales; Fagaceae
Product: transcription repressor KAN1-like
Exons: 6
Coding region: 462-1682 (406 amino acids)
Biological process (GO): abaxial cell fate specification; regulation of DNA-templated transcription
Cellular component (GO): nucleus
Molecular function (GO): transcription cis-regulatory region binding
Source: RefSeq, a predicted model, not a curated record
UAGUAAGAAAGAACACAGACCUAACUCUCUCUCUUCCCCCCAAGCCAAUCUCUUCCAUUGUUUAUUUGCAGCACCACACAUCUUCCCUCUCUCUCUCCUGAGGAUGUCUGUCUCUUUAUUCUUGAAGAAGAACAGAAAAAGUCUUCCUUUUCAAUUCAUCCCUCUUUAGUCUUACACCACACAUCCUCCUUUUUCCUGCGCUAAGCUAAAGAGAUAAAGGUUUUUCUUUCUUUCUUAGUCAUCCAUACUUUUUAUGUUACAAAUCACUCUUUAUUUUUGUUCUUCCUUCGUUUUCUAUUUCAAGAAGUAGAAUAAAACUAACUUCAAAAGUCACAGAGUCACAGCUAUUUGUGUGUGUGUGUGUUUCUCAUGAAUUCUAAUUAAGUGGAGGAGGUUUCACUUUAUUGUUUAAUUUAGAACCAAAACAGCUAAGCUUGAGAGUACUUCUUCUGAGAAUAAAAAUGUCUAGAAAAGAGAUUUUUGAGGAACCCUCUUUGCAUCAGAUUCCUGAUCUUUCACUGCACAUAAGCCCUCCAAGCAGUGCCCCUUCCUCAAUUUGCACUGGCACCAAUGAUGCCGAUUCCAGCUUCGAUAUAUGGCGCAAAGAUGAAAGUCUAAAAUCCUACAGUGACGGUUCCAUUAGAGGCACCGAGCUCUCUUUAUCCAACCCCAUAAACGAUUUGGAGGCUGAGAGUCGAUGGAGAAGAAACUUCAGCUCUGUUAGUAGGGAAGAAGUUCAAGCAAGGCAUAUUAUAAAUCAUGGGAUUUCACUGCUUGAUGUUCCUGAUGGAGUCAAAGCCAUAAAAGGAAUUCCAUUGUACAACAACAACAACAAUUAUUCGUUCCCUUUUUCAACUUUGGAUCAUUUCAAAGAGAUGGAUCCUAAGUUUUGUUUCAACCAAAUGGCAUAUCCAUCUUCUUCUUCUUCGCCUUCCUUUAGGCCUUGUGGUAUAGGGGGUUUUGAACCCAUGUCAAGGUAUAAUGGGAUAACCAUGGAGACACUAAGACCCCAACAGAUUCAGUAUUUGCAACAACAACACCAAUAUGGGGUUGGGGCCUCGGAUUACUCAAAUGGGUUUAUGAGAUCAAGAUUUAUGUCAAAGCUGCCGAGUAAGAGGAAUAUGAGGGCACCAAGAAUGCGGUGGACAAGUUCUCUUCAUGCCCGUUUUGUUCAUGCUGUGGAGCUACUUGGUGGCCAUGAAAGGGCUACUCCAAAGUCAGUUUUAGAGCUAAUGGAUGUCAAAGAUCUUACACUUGCUCAUGUGAAGAGCCAUUUACAGAUGUAUCGAACUGUUAAGAACACUGACAAAGCUGCUGCUUCCUCAGAUGGAUCUGGAGACGAAGAUAAUUUCUUGGACACAACACCAGCCCUACAUCAAAAUGAGAACUGUUUACUGAAUCAAAGAAGAGCUUCAAAUGCAGCUUUAGAGCAUGAAAUUGGGUACCCAUCUAAUCUAUGGAGUAACCCUUCCAGUGGAGGAGCAUGGGUGCAAGCCAGCUCAAGGAAUAUGGACAGACUAAGACUAGAAACGCUGUCAUUUCAACAAAGAUCUGGAAACCAAAUUGAGGGAAGUGAUGAUUCUGCUCAAUCAAAAAACUCCAAGGGGUCAAGUUUAAACCCCAAAAAUCCAAGCUUGGAGUUCACUUUAGGGAGACCCGACUGGCAAAGCAAAGAACUUUGACUAAUUUAAUUAGUUGGUAGUUUCCCAGAAGUGAUAUAUUUAGGUACAGUUAGUGAAGCACUAAAAGAAAUCACUCUUAUAAGUUUUUGGUAUAUCAUCUUGUAUAAAUUCCAUGCUUGUACA